UAACAUACAUCAAUUCUAAAAUCCUUCAACCGAAAAUGGUUAGCAUUCAGGAGUUAAGAAAGAUGCAACGAGCCGAAGGACCAGCAACGAUUAUGGCCAUAGGGACCGCUACACCGCCUAAUUGUAUAGACCAAAAUAUGUUUCCAGAUUACUAUUUCCGUAUUACCAAAAGCGAGCACAAGAAAGACCUUAAAGAAAAAUUUAGGCGCAUAUGUGAUAAAUCAAUGAUUAAAAAAAGAUACAUGUACUUGACAGAGGAAAUUGCAAAAGAGAAACCGAACAUUUGUGCCUACAUGGCACCGUCAUUGAACGAUAGACAAGACAUGCUGGUUGUUGAAGUUCCAAAGCUCGGUAAGGAAGCAGCAACACAGGCGAUCAUGGAAUGGGGCCAACCUAAGUCCAAGAUCACCCACCUCGUGUUUAGCUCAACAAGCAGCAUUGACUUGCCAGGAGCUGAUUACCAGCUCACAAAGCUUCUUGGUCUUCCGUUAUCUGUCAAACAUUGUAUGAUAUACCAACAAGGUUGCUAUGCUGGUGGGACGGCCCUUCGUAUGGCUAAGGACUUGGCCGAAAACAGCAAGGGGGCUCGCGUCUUGGUUGUUUGCGUUGAAAUCACUGCUGUACAUUUUCAUGGGCCUGAUGAAACCCGAAUUGAUAACUUAGUGGGCCAGGCCUUAUUUGGUGAUGGUGCAGCCGCCAUCAUAGUUGGGUCUGGCCCAUUAAUAGAUGUAGAAAAGCCACUUUUUGAGAUGGCUAUUGCUUCUCAAACUAUUCUUCCAGAUACCGAGGGUGCAAUUUACGCUCAUCUUCGUGAGGCAGGGAUUUUAUUUUAUCUUGGUAAAGGUGUUCCGGGCCUUAUCUCAAAACACAUUGAAAAAAUAUUAGUAGAAGCCUUUCAACCCUUGGACAUAGUUGAUUGGAACUCACUUUUUUGGAUUGCGCAUCCAGGCGGGCCGGCAAUCUUGGACCAAAUGGAGGCAAAACUAGCCCUUACCCCCGAUAAACUACGGGCCACACGACAUGUGCUUAGUGAAUAUGGAAACAUGUCAAGUCCUUCUGUACUAUUUAUCCUUAACGAAAUGCGACAUUUUUCAGCUACAAAUGGGCUUAAUACCACAGGAGAAGGUCUAGAGUGGGGUGUAUUGUUUGCGUUUGGGCCUGGGCUGACCGUUGAAACCGUAGUAUUACAUAGUGUGCCCAUUUAG
Molecule: messenger RNA, 1205 nt
Organism: Erigeron canadensis
Lineage: Eukaryota; Viridiplantae; Streptophyta; Magnoliopsida; Asterales; Asteraceae
Product: chalcone synthase 2-like
Exons: 2
Coding region: 36-1205 (389 amino acids)
Biological process (GO): polyketide biosynthetic process
Molecular function (GO): acyltransferase activity, transferring groups other than amino-acyl groups
Source: RefSeq, a predicted model, not a curated record